This is a messenger RNA of Aspergillus calidoustus, 843 nucleotides long. Lineage: Eukaryota; Fungi; Ascomycota; Eurotiomycetes; Eurotiales; Aspergillaceae. The record is from the annotation of a GenBank genome assembly.
AUGCUCUUUCUCAAGGUUGUGGGGAUCCCCGUAGAGUCUCUGGACUUGCACACAGUGGACUUUUGGGAACUAGAAUCCGCUGGCGAGACGUUCCCCAAACAGAACCGCAUUGACCGCGUCUUCCCCUCCCCUAGUCGAAAUAAAAGGACUCGCCCGGCUCCCUGGGCACAUCUGCAGUCUCUAGCCCUCACAAACAUAUUGCACAUCGACCAUGGUGCCCGCUUCGCGAACCUCCUCGCCUCCGCACGAGCCCUGAAAAGCCUCAAGCUGGCAGGCGUCCCCGAUGGCUUCUCCUUCAAGGUUCUGUCUUCGUGUGCUAAUCGGUUUCAGUUAGAGCGGCUUGAAAUCAGCGGCAUGCACCGCACACCCAUCCAGAUGCCAGCCUUCCUAAACGCCCUCCGCAAGCACCGCCGCACGCUCAGGAAGCUCGCCCUCUCCGACUCGACCCUGCACGACCACGCCCGCUGGAGCGAAAUCUUCCGCACCCUGCGCCAGGGCGGAUUUUCCGCGCUGCAGGAAUUCUCCAUGGAGCGUUUGUUCGAAGGACCUGACCACCUCGGGGUCUCAUAUAUCCCAGGAACCAUGAUUGUAGACGGGCCCAAAGGCGCAGUCCUCUCAUGGACGCUACACCAUCAGCGGCAUCAGCCUAACAACAACCACAACGGCAACGGCAACGGCAACGGCACCAAUCCUGGCGCUCUUCCCAACCACAGAGUAUACUACGGAGCAAUUGGAUAUUCUGGUCCUGGUGUGUGGAGGCUCUUCCGGCGACUUGAGGAGCGGGCGGUCCGAAGGGAUCCCCGCGAUUAUUCCCCCUCUGUUCCGGUUAUUCAAAGGUUCUAG